AUGGAUAGGCGCUAUCACAAUGACGAUCAGGACGAGAAGGUCGAGUUAAACACUUAUCGCUACCAUGGGCACGACAGCAGCUUCGAGCACCCAGAACCUUUCGCACCUUCACCCAUCUCUCCCAGAGCCCUCACGCCCAUCAGACCCGGUCAUUUCCCUACCGACGAGUAUGGUCAACCAGUUUGGCUACAACCCGCUGCUCGGAUGUCCGGACACUCCGAUUCGAUCAACGGUUCGCCGUGGAAUACUCAAACACCGUAUGAUUCACGAUCAGCUUCCCCAACUUUAUACCAGGGUGGUGUGCAAGAAAGUCAUCAAAGUCUCGCCCCAUUGGUAACCGCGCCAUCUCCGCCAAGCUUCGAAAAAGAUUGGGUCAAAUCUGGAUCGAUUGCUCGAAUCCACGAUCGUGACGAUGUGGAUAUCUGGAAAGGAUGGAAGCGAUGGGUGUUUUUCCUCGUCCCAUUUUUGACAUUCGCGAACACGGGUAUCUACUUGUUCUACCUGGGCCUGCGGAUUUUCUGUAUUAUCAUGGCGCAAAAUGUUGCUGGAGUUUCCUACGCUGGCGCGUGGGUGUUUGUUGCCAUUGAAAUCACCGUUGCGAUCCCCUCGCUCAUGCACAACUGCUGGACCAUGAUGGCAUUGAAAAAGCGAGGCCGAGCCAAGUUGAGAUUGACUGGCCGGGAAUGUCCUACGGUGGAUGUGUUUAUCACCUGCUGCGGAGAGGACGAUGAUGUUGUUCUCGACACCGUUCGCGGUGCAUGUGACCAGGACUACCCCCGCGACUCGAUGCGAGUAAUCAUCUUGGAUGACGGCAAGUCCAAGACCCUGGAGGACGCCUGCAACCAACUCGCUCUGGUUCACCCCAAUGUUAUCUACAUGGCCCGCGAGAAGAUUCCUGGAAAGCCCCACCACUUCAAGGCUGGUAACUUGAACUACGGUUUGGACCAGGUCAACCUCCUUCCUGGAGGCGCUGGCCAGUUCAUGGCUGCCCUGGACGCUGAUAUGAUUCCCGAACAAGACUGGCUCCGUGCCGUCCUCCCCCACCUGUUGGUGGAUCCCAAGAUGGCCCUUGCAUGCCCGCCGCAGCUGUUCUACAAUACCCCUGCGUCUGACCCCCUCGCCCAAAGUCUGGAUUUCUUCGUGCAUGUUAUUGAGCCGAUCAAGGACGCCCUUGGUGUGGCUUGGUGUACUGGAUCUGGUUACGUCGUCCGACGCGAGGCGCUCGAGGAGAUCGGCAACUUCCCUCUUGGCUCGUUGGCUGAGGAUGUCGCGACUUCCACACUGAUGCUUGGCAAAGGAUGGAGGACCGCAUACGUCCACGAACCUCUUCAAUUCGGUACCGUCCCCGAGGACUUUGGUGGUCAUCUCAAGCAGCGUACACGAUGGGCCAUUGGAACCGUCGACACCGCCGCCAAGUUGAAGUUCUGUCUGUGGGGUGACGCUGUUAAGCAGAUGACAGUCGCCCAGCGCUUCUCUGGAUUCCUAUAUGCUACCCUCAGUGUAUACACCCUCUUACUGACUCUCUCCCUCUUCGCCAUUCCCAUCAUUCUGCUCUGGGGCAAGCGCCUCGUCGCAUUCGCGACUGAAGAACAACUCCGCUGGCUGAUCUGGUCCUGCUUCGCCGCGACCAUUUCCAACCGUCUCUGCGAAAUGGCCCUCUUCAUCCCAGCCGGCUACCACACCGGUCAACGAGGCUCUCGCUACCAACUCUGGAUGUCGCCAUAUAUCGCCCUCUGCAUCGUGCGCUCUUUCCUCCUCCCCACGUGGCUCGGCGGCCAAACCCAGGCCUUCAAGCCCACUGGUUCUCUCGGCUCCGCCCUCAACGAGCGUGAUCCCAAAAAGUCGAAGAACAUGUUCGUUCGUCUCCGCGUCAUUCUCUUCAACUACAUGGCCAGUUUCCACCUGGCCUUCGUUUACGUCACCCUGGUGGCAGUGGUCAUCUCCUCAUACCGCUGCUUCGCCCAGAACUCCAGCUUCAGAGACAUUAUCCUGUGUCUCAUCACGCACGCGUUCUGGCCCCCGCUCACCUUCCUCUUUAUCUGCACUUCGCUCUGGACACCCGUCUCCUACGCAAUUGAUCCUCCCUCCAUGCCCGAGCGCGAAGAACUCCUCACGCGCGACCCCAAGACCGGGGUCGCGCACCCGACCAAGAAGAGCAAGAAGAUCGCCUUUGGCGGCCAGGCAGCAUGGUUCGAGCUCGAGUACACGGUUGCCACUGUUGCGACGAUCUUGGUCUUUGUUUACUCCUUCAUUUUCUAA
Molecule: messenger RNA, 2259 nt
Organism: Penicillium soppii
Lineage: Eukaryota; Fungi; Ascomycota; Eurotiomycetes; Eurotiales; Aspergillaceae
Product: glycosyltransferase family 2 protein
Exons: 3
Coding region: 1-2259 (752 amino acids)
Source: RefSeq, a predicted model, not a curated record